CUUGAUGUGGCUAAUUCUGAAUGCUGAAGCCUCAUAUUACCUCUGGCUGAACUGUAAGAGGCAUUUUGUCCUGCACCUGGAGUUGAGCUUGUAAGAGAUCUGUUCGUGGUAUAAAGACGACAUUACACUACAUUAUCUAAAACGUUAUCACACAGGAUUUUAACUUUGUACUGUUCUCACUGCAGCUGUUAUUUUACACCCAUUUUCCUGAGAGCUUUUACAUUGUCAGUCUGAGCAGCUGGACCAACCAAAGAACAGCCCACCUCUUUACGCUGACACCACUCUUACUGGAACACAGUUCAGUCACUAACAUUGAAGUGGUGCAGUCGUACUGUUCAUGCAACGAUGAACUUUACCUUGAUAACAGCUUUACUCUGUACCUUCAGCUGGAUCUCUGUCUCAGUUUCUGAGUUUCACACUGUGGAGGUACAGCCUGGUGAAGAGGUCACUCUGCUGUGUACUAACUUUACAACUAUCUCCACUCACAUAUUCUGGUUCAGACUGAGCAACAAGCCCAACGCCACCUCUAUCUGCUACAUGUCCAACUCUGAUGGCAAUGCUUCUUACUCUGAUGGAUUUCAAAAUGGAAAAUUUAACAUGACAUCCAACAGCACUACUCUCUUUCUCAACAUCAAACCAGUGGAUUUAUCUGACUCUGGACUUUAUUUCUGUGGAUUUCCCUCAAACGGAAACCCAGUAAUUUCCAUUGCAACACAUUUAAAGGUUCAAGAGAGAAAUCCUCAUGGAGAAACGAGCCUGAGUGUGAUCCUGGGCGCUGGAACUUUCCUCAUCACAGCUGUCACUGCUAUGGCCGUCACAAUCAGCAAACGUCACACAGCUGAUGAACAGGAACAGAAUCCACAGAGUGAGAACCUGGACUCUGAUGACCUGAAGGAUGCAGCACUGAGUUUGUGUUCACCAACAAUAAGAAACAGGAGGCCUGCAUCAGGAGAGACAAGUGGAGACUCAUGUUAUUUACGCUGCCAGCAGAUAGACACGAGAAUCUGAUUAAACUACAGCUCAUGCUGGAGCUGGAGUUAACAUCACUGUGUCAGAAAACAUCAGGGUUUGUCAUAGAUUCUUUAUUAAUAACUGAUGUGAGAUCAGUUUGCAUCCUCCCUCUCUCUGUCUCAUCUGAAGUCUGUUUUAUUGAUGUUGUCUGAAGGAUGUGAAGGUGUCUGAUGGAGGAAGAGUGUUUGCUGCUCCACUGUCUGCAGCAGUGGAGGAGUGAGUGAGGUGCACAUCACAUGUUUGACAGGAAGAGGCAGCACAGUGUGGUCUGAGCACAGCUGAGGUGAAAAUCUGUUCACAGUAACCUGUUCACUCCACGUUUACAGAAUAAAGUGUGAAAAAAAGUUGUGAAUUCUGGCUGACUUUCUUCUGUCAGGAAGACAAAAUGAAUCAGCUUCUCUAUGUUUGUAGAAAAGCCUUUCAAAAACACACAGGCCAUCAAAUUAACAACUGUACACUUUAAUUAUGAUGUCACUGUAAGUGUGUAUGAUGAUAUGGUAAAUCUACGAAAAAAAAAUUCAGCAUCUCCCUCGUUACCCAUCA
Messenger RNA from Lates calcarifer (barramundi perch), 1554 nucleotides. RefSeq lists its product as uncharacterized. Gene Ontology annotation, biological process: response to bacterium. Lineage: Eukaryota; Metazoa; Chordata; Actinopteri; Centropomidae. The record is from RefSeq and is a predicted model, not a curated record.